AUGCUUUUUAUUUUGCAGAAAUUAGCAUAUCUUUUAAAAAAGACUGCAAAAAUGUUUAAAUUCUAUUUGCUCAAUAUUUAUCUUUGUUUUUACCAGAAAAAAAAGCACAAUCCAAUUUUAUUUUGUGUUUCUUCACGAGUGUCAUCUUGGGAUAUGGCAAAGGAAAGUAAUGUCAAGAAUGAGAUCACAAAAUAUAGCCCAUUGAAGAAUUUUAAUGAGAAAAAUAUCAUAAUUUUGGUACGUGUUUUUAAAGCUUAA
Molecule: messenger RNA, 258 nt
Organism: Blepharisma stoltei
Lineage: Eukaryota; Ciliophora; Heterotrichea; Heterotrichida; Blepharismidae
Source: the annotation of a GenBank genome assembly